AGGGUAGUGUGUGAAGGUAUUCGACAAGCUCUUACAAACAUCAGUUCCUGCAAGAUCUCUGUGAAGACGAGCAUUGCUAGAAGCAAGAUGAACAGAUGGUGUUUUGUGUUCUGUUUCGCUUCUUUAGCUGGAGACAUGAUGGGAAGCGUUGACGGCUUCAUGGCGCUGCCAGCAUGCAGCCUGCAGCUGCGGAGGAGCGACAUGAAGCGCUGGAGCCAUGGCGGCUUUACGAUGAGGGACACGAUGACCCUGAGGCCGGAGGGUCGGGUGGUGCUGAAGCAGAACAACCUGUUCGAGGAGCGGGAAGCUGUUGCUGUGAGCGAGACCGCUAUGGAGCCUGACAAUCUGCAGACUUGUCUCCUCCCCAUCCUUGGGUUUCUCCUCAUGCUGGCUCCUCUAACGUACGCCUUCCUUGCCCUGGGCUCCGGCAGCAUCCCGAUCGAAGUUGACUGGGAGACAGCGAGCAUCCUCGUGUGAGGGGCGGGCGGAUCGGCACGCGUCUGAUGGGAUUCUUGUAUAUAUGUUUGUGAUGGUGU
Messenger RNA from Guillardia theta CCMP2712, 536 nucleotides. RefSeq lists its product as hypothetical. NCBI's taxonomy places the organism in Eukaryota, Cryptophyceae, Pyrenomonadales, Geminigeraceae. The record is from RefSeq and is a predicted model, not a curated record. Bases 136 to 477 code for a protein of 113 amino acids. The transcript has 2 exons.